UCAGUCGUGUAUUCCAGUUUGUUAGUUGUUGUAGUGUAUUAAUAAUAGUCAUGCCAUCUUAUCUGUCAUUUAAGUUUGACAAAAAUUUCCUCAUCUUAUUAUGCAGGUCAGCAUGACUUUGAAUAUCUCAGCAGACUUGCAGUCACUUUUCACUUGGAACACAAAGCAGGUUUUUGUUUUCUUAGCUGCUGAAUAUGAAACCCCAAAGAACUCCUUGAAUCAGAUAUCCCUUUGGGAUGGUAUUAUACCCGCAAAGGAGAACGCAAAAUUCUGGAUUCACACCUCAAACAAGUACCGUUUCAUUGAUCAGGGAAGUAAUCUCCGCGGAAAAGAAUUCAACUUGACAUUGCACUGGCACGUGAUGCCCAAGACUGGGAAGAUGUUCGCCAACAAGGUAGUUAUGUCCGGAUAUCGCUUGCCGGAGGAAUAUAGAUGAGAAUGACGUGCAUUUUUGUUCCUGUAACUUUAGCGUUUCAGUACAUUGGGGAUACAAAAAUGGCCAUUUAAACUAGCAAGAGAACUAGAAACAGUAAAGGAUUUGAUUUUGACAUCGGAAAUGAAAAACUCUGUUGGAUUUUGAGUUUA
Molecule: messenger RNA, 585 nt
Organism: Morus notabilis
Lineage: Eukaryota; Viridiplantae; Streptophyta; Magnoliopsida; Rosales; Moraceae
Product: signal peptidase complex subunit 3B
Exons: 4
Coding region: 101-436 (111 amino acids)
Biological process (GO): protein targeting to ER
Cellular component (GO): membrane; signal peptidase complex
Source: RefSeq, a predicted model, not a curated record